Messenger RNA from Sodiomyces alkalinus F11, 2124 nucleotides. Its product is annotated as WLM-domain-containing protein. NCBI's taxonomy places the organism in Eukaryota, Fungi, Ascomycota, Sordariomycetes, Glomerellales, Plectosphaerellaceae. The transcript has 2 exons. The record is from RefSeq and is a predicted model, not a curated record. The coding region runs from base 437 to 1879 and encodes 480 amino acids.
UGAAACUUACGUGUCGCGCUUCCGAGGACAAAUCUCAGUCGUCGAUGCUGACAUGAGCCGGGGAGUCGGUGUAACAACGUCUAGCAUUUUCUCCGCGUUUCUAUGUCCCCGUGAUACCUUGAGGCUUCUCCAACGGUUAUCUCUGGCUUCCGUGGGCCCUUGGGAUUUCAUCUCACCUCGUCCUUCGUGAUAUACGAAUAUCUGCUACUCUUUUCUGCCUACCACACCACUUACCCGCCUCACUACUUCCCACCGAAUUUUGCUACUACUUUUGACUUUCUUUACAUUUCCAGAUUUCUUUCUUAGGGUUAUUACUCGGGCCCGAAUCUCAUGUUACACUCAGAGGCCACCUUGAUUCCUUUCUUUUCUUUUGCUUCUCUUUCCUGGCCUCUUUUAUUUUAGGCUCGAUAACGACGGCUUGCGAAGCGGAUCUAAGAUGAGGGAACACGAUCCCCUUGUCCUAUCCUAUUCCCACCUGGCGCACUUCCCCCGGGCGUCGGAAGCCCUGCAAACGCUCAAGAAGGUGGCUUCGUUGGUGAAGCCCAUCAUGCGGGCCAGGAAGUGGAAGGUCGGCGAGCUGGCCGAGUUCCUUCCCAAUCAGCAUAACCUGCUGGGGCUAAACGUCAACCGCGGCGCGAAGAUUCUCCUCCGUCUCCGGCAUGCGGGCGACCGGAACCAGUUCUUAGCGGUGGAGCAAGUGGUCGAUACGAUGCUGCACGAGCUUUCGCACAUCGUCCACGGGCCGCACGACGACAGGUUCCACGCCCUCUGGAACCAGCUGCGCGACGAGCACGAAGGUCUCGUCAUGAAGGGCUACACGGGCGAAGGGUUCCUCUCGGCCGGUCGCCGACUGGGCGGCGGCAGCAGCAGCAGCAGCAGCAGCAGGAGGAUCCCGAUGCAGGAGGCGAGACGGUUGGCGCGGGCGGCGGCCGAGGAGCGGACGCGGCGGCAGAAAGCGGCGUGGGCGACGGGGUCCGGCGGGCGGCGGGUAGGCGGUGCUGCGCCGCGGCCGGGGCCGGGGCAGGAUAUACGGCGGACGAUCGCGGCGGCGGCGGAGAGGCGCAAGAGGACGAUGCAAGGGUGCGGGACGGCGGGCGGGGGGCUCGGGGAAGGGGAUAUUCGACGGAUCGAGGCGGAGGCGGCGCGGGGCGGGUUUCGGACGAAGGCGGAGGAGGAUGCGGCGAACGAGGCGGCUAUUGCGCAGGCGUUGUGGGAGUUGGUGCAGGAGGAGGAGAAGCUGAAGUAUGGGAACUAUUAUGUGCCGCCUAGCGCGGAACGGCCGGAGGGCAGUGGGGGGGGUUCGGUGAUGCAUGGACCGUCGUCGACGAGGUUGUUGGACCAGCAACCGCUGCCACCGCUGCCACCACCACCACCACCGCAGUCGGCCCAACGGGGAUGGACGUGUGGGGUGUGCACCCUGCACAAUCCCUCAACGUUCCUUUGCUGCGACGCGUGCGGUGCCGAGAAGGGUUCAAAGACGAAGGAGGAUGUGGGGGAGACACGCUGGACGCCUAAUGAGGAGAAACGGCGCCAGCAACAGCAACAGCAACAGCAACAGCAGCGGGCCUCGAUGUCGGGUACCACCACAUCUACAUCUACGGUGAAAACGCCGCCGAGGCGAAGCGAGACCAUCGACCUCACAGAGAGUCCUCCCAAUGUCGGGGCGAAGCAGGUGGCUGGGGAUAGGAAUAGGAGUACACGAAUCACGGGCAAUACCCGAAACAGGCGGGACGCAGCGCCGAGCACGGCGGCGGUAGCGGCGGCAGCGAGGCCUGCCAAGGCGUCGGACUUUUGGCAGUGCUCGUUUUGCGGGACGUGCAUGGAGAGGGAGUGGUGGACUUGUUCAGCAUGCGGGCUGAUGAAAGACAAUUCCCGGUGAAUCCAACGAUUGGUGGUUGGUGCAUGGGAACGAGGAAAGGGAAAGGAGGAAGGAGGAGGAAGGAGGAGGAAGGAGGAGGAAGGAGGAAGAAUGAAUUUGCAGUGCAAUGUGACGUAUGACGAACAUGGUCUUGUCUUUGAUCCGGUCUAGACUCGCCCAGCUUGGCAUGGCCCCCUUUUCUUCCCAUACCUGGCAACUUUUUGUUGCUUUCCAUGGUGGUGAGUUCUUGGCUUACCUUACACAGC